Messenger RNA from Cuculus canorus (common cuckoo), 3290 nucleotides. RefSeq names its product intraflagellar transport 52 (gene IFT52). NCBI's taxonomy places the organism in Eukaryota, Metazoa, Chordata, Aves, Cuculiformes, Cuculidae. The transcript is spliced from 13 exons. Gene Ontology annotation, cellular component: cilium; intraciliary transport particle B; centriole. The record is from RefSeq and is a predicted model, not a curated record. Gene Ontology annotation, biological process: cilium assembly; intraciliary transport. The coding region runs from base 98 to 1411 and encodes 437 amino acids.
CCAGCCGGAGCCUCUCCGCGCAUGCGCGUCGCUGGGGGCGCGCGGCCCUGGCUACGGAGCCGGGGGCCCAGGCGGGAGGUUAGAGCCUCUCUUCCCUAUGGAGAAGGGUUUGCGGAACGCCAUCGUUUUCAACGCCUCCAAAGGGGAGACUUUCACUCUCGCCGGAAACUACAAGGCUUUGCGCAAGAGGCUGCGCGGUAACUGGAGGAUACAGAGCUUAAAAGACGAGAUCACAUCUGAGAAACUAUUUGGAGUAAAAUUGUGGAUUACAGCAGGACCAAGAGAAAAGUUCAGUGCUGCUGAGUUUACAGUUCUGAAGAAGUUCCUGGAGGAUGGUGGAGCCAUCCUGGUGAUGCUGAGAGAAGGUGGAGAGACCAAAUAUGGCACAAAUAUUAACUUUUUACUAGAAGAAUAUGGGAUCGUUUUCAAUAAUGAUGCUGUGGUACGAAUGGUAUAUUACAAGUACCACCACCCAAAAGAAGCAUUGAUCUCCGAUGGGGUUUUGAAUAGGGGAAUCAGUGAAGCUGCAAGAAAAACAGUCCUUGAGACUACAGAUGAAGAUGGAAGUGGACAUGACUCGAAAGCGCUCACUUUUGUGUAUCCCUUUGGUACCACAUUGAACGUGAUGAAACCAGCAGUGGCUGUUCUAUCAACAGGAUCUGUCUGCUUCCCCCUCAACAGGCCUGUCCUUGCCCUCUAUCAGCAUGAGAAUCAAGGCGGAAAGAUGGCAGCAUUGGGAUCUUCCCACAUGUUCAGUGAUCAAUAUUUGGAUAAAGAAGAAAAUGGUAAGAUCAUGGAUGUGCUUUUCCAGUGGCUCACAACAUCAGACAUUCAUUUAAAUCAGAUGGAUAUGGAGGACCCUGAGAUUUCAGACUAUACCAUGCUCCCAGAUACAGCUGCACUGUCUGAGCAACUACGAGUCUGCCUGCAAGAAGGAGAUGAGAACCCAAGAGACUUCACAAAGCUGUUUGAUACAUCCCUUUAUCAGAUGGAUACAACUGCCCUCCCUUCAGUUAUCAAAGCUUUUGAACAGCUGAAUGUGAAGCAUGAACCCCUCCAACUCAUUCAGCCUCAAUUUGAGACUCCACUACCAGUCCUCCAGCCAGCUGUUUUUCCACCUGCUUUCAGAGACUUGCCUCCUCCUCCUUUGGAGCUGUUUGACUUGGAUGAAACUUUUUCCUCUGAGAAAGCUCGUCUUGCAGAGGUUACAAACAAAUGUACUGAUGAUGACCUGGAGUUUUACGUCCGAAAAUGUGGUGAUAUCCUAGGAGUAACAAGUAAACUUCCAAAGGAGAAGCAAGAUGCCAAACAUAUCCUGGAGCACAUCUUCUUCCAAGUGGUUGAGUUUAAGAAACUGAAUCAGGAACAUGACACUGACACAAGUGAAGCUGGAUUCCAGACUGGGAGCUAACCUGGCUUUCUGCACUUUGAGAUAGACCUUUCAGUAAAAAUGUUUUUUUCCAUUUUUUUAACCUCUAUAUUCAGUGUAUUGAUUGGUACCAUCUCAGUAGUUCACUGAAUGUUUGGAUCAUUUAUGUUGAGUAGUUUGGAUAUUUAAUGCCUUUUGAGGAAGUGCUUAUAUUUUGCAAGCAAUUUCCAAAGAAUUUCUUAUUUUUCUAUUUCUUUAUUGAAAUUGUAAUUUUGUAAUAUAUGACAAAAAAAAUAAUCUUGUACUAAGAAAAUGGGGUUUGGGUCCUUCUUUCUGGCUCCAGUAUAUAUUUUCUUGUAAUAAGGCUUACAGUUGGUUCUCCUGGUGUACAUGUAGUCCUUAAUUGCACUGUGGCAAAGAUUGUUAUUUUGGUUUGUGAACCGUGAAAAAGAAAACACAAUCAUAAAUACUGGAGCUGCUGAAAAUAUGUCACCCUGAGGCAGUCUCCUUUUGUCUCUCUGCCAAAGUUAACUAAGGAGAGGUGGGUUUGUUACUGGAGAAGGAAAAUGUUUCUUCCAAGCGAGGGGAAGAGCUGAAAUUAGGCAAUAAUGACAUUGCUGCACAUCAUUUUGAAAAGAAGGGCCAGCAUUUGGAUGAAAAAGACUUAAAGAUUUAAUGGAUUGUUAUUAAGAAAAUGUGAUACUGUGCAGAAGCUCUGGAAUAUUUUUAUUUACAGGUGUUUGAUAUCUAGCCUAUUCCUACAGAUAGUGAGCUAGGUCACACACAAGAAUGGAAAUUCAGGUGAAAUUCAUUGACCGUGAAAUGUUGAAGCUCAGUGCACAGCAAAAAUAGAGCCAAGGAUGUGAGUGGUGAGCAGAUUUGUCAACAUCAUUAAUGCUGCCUGUCUUGGUGCAAGGACUUUUUUUAAUAUCAACACUGCGAUUGCACUUGGACAUCCAAAAAGAUCUGUAUUUAAUCUCACAAGCAAACUGUGACACUUUGUUUCUUCCCCCCACUCACGCCUUCUGUACAGCCUUUGUGCCACCUGUGCUUUCUCUUGCUCUGCCAUGUCUUUUAACAGCAAAGCUGCCUUUUCCAAAGAUAUGUCCAUCUUUUAUCCCACUAGAAAUCCUUUCUUGUUUCACUGCUUCACGCCUUGGCUGCCAGCUUGGUGCAGGUUUUUCUGAAGACGGUGCUGCCCAUCACCUGCUGCAUUCCUGAUUCACUGAGAUGUGCUAACACAACAUUAGCGGGAUGGGUUGUGUCUCCUUAUGCUGCAGACAUUCUUUUUUUCAUAGCAGGAUGUUUGAAAUUGUUCAUUUCUUCUUCUUCUGCUUGUUUUUCUUUAAGGGCAGGGUUGUUUUUGUCACACGGAGUACUUCCUAGUUCCAGCUACAGAUUUACACAACAAGCUUAGUCUUUCCUCUGCAGUAUCAAUAGCAAUUAGUCAACCGGCACCCGCUGCAGCUGAACCAAACAGCUGUAUGAUACUCUUCCCCUUUAGAGCUCUGGUUUGCGCUGUUCUGAGGUGUUUACACUUGAAACUGUAAAUACUUUCUGAGUUGUUUUGUCACCUGUUGCUGAUGUUGUGAGAUGGUUAAGCAAAGAAGCAGCUGAGCAGCCACAGAACACAAGCAGCUUCCUGGUCACUGUUUGCAACACCACUCUGACUGCUAGAAUGGAAGGACAGAUUUUUCACUGAACGCGUGGGUUUUGGGCCAGAAACUAGUUGGAAAUAUGUGUGGAGGCAACACCUUUCUUCUCUUUUUCAAACCUGUUCCUUUGGCCCUCUCCAAGUAUUUAAAUUGUUAUUUGGUAAACAGAAGUGCUUCCUUUCCUCAUGGGAAUGUGGUACAUGUGAAGUUUAUGGCUGACUGACAGAAUUUUGAAAGACAAGAAGUGGGUGAGGGAUUUCAAGAAG